Psammomys obesus (fat sand rat) is the source of this 1967-nucleotide messenger RNA. RefSeq names its product zinc finger protein OZF-like. The record is from RefSeq and is a predicted model, not a curated record. Gene Ontology annotation, biological process: negative regulation of transcription by RNA polymerase II. The transcript is spliced from 4 exons. NCBI's taxonomy places the organism in Eukaryota, Metazoa, Chordata, Mammalia, Rodentia, Muridae. Bases 47 to 1603 code for a protein of 518 amino acids. Gene Ontology annotation, molecular function: RNA polymerase II cis-regulatory region sequence-specific DNA binding; DNA-binding transcription repressor activity, RNA polymerase II-specific.
CGCUGCCGGGAGCCAAAGAGAGCAGGGAGAGCUCGGAGUCCGCGCCAUGGAUGCAGUGACCUUUGAGGACGUGCAUGUGAACUUCUCUCAGGAAGAGUGGGCUUUGCUGAAUCCCUCUCAGAAGAAUCUCUACAAAGAUGUGAUGCUGGAAACCUAUUGGAACCUUACUUGUAUAGGCUACAAAUGGGAAGACCGGAAUAUUGAACAUUAUCAAAGUUCUAGAAGACAUAGAAGCUAUAUCAAAUGUCCCUCUGGAUAUGGAAAGAAGCAUAGUACUUCUCUCUCUCCCAGAAAAAUUAGAAGAUAUAUAGUCAUCCCCACUCUGAGAGGAAGAGGUGAAUGUGAUACAAGUUUACAAAUAAUUGGUUAUCCAGCUUCAGUGGGAAUACAUCAAAAUAUUGACACUGGUAAAAAGCCAUAUGAGUACAAGGAAUGUGGAAGAUCUUCUGUCUGUCCUGGUUCACUUUGCACAUGUAAUGUGACUCAUACUAUAGGAAAUUGUUAUGAAUGCAAUCAGUGUGGGAAAGCUCUGGCUUCUUCCAGUUCUCUUCAAAGAUGUGAAAAAAAUCAUAUGGAAAAAGGAAGUGAUAAAUGUGAGCCACGUAGUAAAAGCUUUAACCGUCACGUAUAUCUUGAAGUACACAAGACAACCUAUAAUGAAGAGGAUAUCCAUGAAUAUAAUCAAUAUGAUAAAGCCUCCUUAGAAUUACAACAAAGAACUCAUUUGGAAAUGAAGUCCUAUGAAUACAAUCAAGAAGAUAAAGUCUUUGGGAGUCAUAGUUGUCUACAAGUAAAUGGAGCUAAUACUACAGAGAAAAAGUAUGAAUAUCAUCAAUGUGGUAAUGCCUUUGCAUAUCCCAGUUACCUUCAGAUACAUGGAAGAAUUGAUACUGGAGAGAAACUUUAUGAAUGUAAUCAAUGUGGUAAAUCCUUUACAUGUCACACUACUCUUCAAAUACAUGAAAGAAUUCAUACUACAAAAAAACCCUAUAAAUGUAAUCAGUGUGGUAAAGCAUUUGCACGUAACCGUUAUCUUCAAAUGCAUGAAAGAAUUCAUUCUGGAGAGAAACCCUACAAGUGUAAUCAAUGUGGUAAAGCCUUUGCAUUUCGUAGUAAUCUUCAAAAUCAUGAAAGAAUUCAUGCUGAAGAGAAACCAUAUAAAUGUAAUCAAUGUGGUAAAGCCUUUGCAUGUACCAGUUAUCUUCAAAUGCAUGAAAGAAUUCAUACUGGAGAGAAGCCAUAUAAAUGUAAUCAGUGUGAUAAAGCCUUUGCAUGUCGUAGUAAUCUUCAAAAGCAUGAAAGAACUCAUACUGGAGAAAAGCCCUAUGAAUGUAAUCAUUGUGGUAAAGCCUUUGCCUGUCACAGUACUCUUCAAAUACAUGAAAGAAUUCAUACUGGAGAAAAACCCUAUAAAUGCAAUCAGUGUGGUAAAGCCUUUGCACGUAAGAGUUAUCUUCAAAAUCAUGAAAGAAUUCACACUGGAGAGAAACCCUAUCAAUGUAAUCAGUGUGGUAAAGCCUUUGCCUGUCUCAGUACUCUACAAAAGCAUAAAAGAAUUCAUACUUACAAAAAAUCCCCCAGGAAUCUAGGAAAUGAGGUAUAGUCUUGACUGUCUCAUUCAUUUUCCACACUGAGCGCUCUCACUGGUGCUUGAAAUAAGAUUAAUAGAUUCAUGCCAUCAUUAAAAUAUUGUCUACUUUUCAAACUGUAGAUAUAUUGUCAUCUAAAAUUACAAUACAGGACAGUUUGAAUAAUAAAAUCUAUUUGUAAAUGAAUUUGAUAUUUUUCCAUGUAUUCUUUUUGUCUUGAUAAUUUGUUACAGGUGUAAUGUUAUUGUGUACGUUGUAAAAAUUCAAAUGCUGAUUUCUGUGCCCCCAUGUCUGGUUGCACUCCUUGUUAUGAGAAUCUACCUUUGAAACUUUACUUAAUUGUCCUCUGCUGUGUCAAUAAAGCAGCUUAACAGUCAA